AUGGCGGCACGGCGUAUGAUCGGGCCUCCGGCUGCCGCCCAGUACAUUGAGGAGCACAACCUGCAAAAGGUGGUGGAGGAUGCCAUCAACGCCACCAUCAAGGCCAAGCCCUCAGAGCCCUUCUCCUUCAUGGCGGAGGCCCUGAAGGGCAAGGCCCCCUCCGCCAUCAUCUCCGUGGAGGCGGAGGUGAAGACGCACCUGGGCACCUUUGUGGCGGAUGUGCCCUCCGGCGCCUCCACCGGCGCCCACGAGGCUUGCGAGAUGCGCGACGGCGGCGAUGCCUACAUGGGCAAGGGCGUGCUCACUGCUGUGAAGAACGUGAACGACAUCAUCGCCCCCGCCCUCAUCGGCCUGGACCCCAUCAAGCAGACAUACCCCGACGUCCCGCGCUGUCCCGCACCCAACCGAGAGCAGGAGGAGAUUGACGGCAAGAUGAUUGAGCUGGACGGUACCGACAACAAGUCCAAGCUGGGCGCCAACGGCAUCCUGGCCGUGUCGCUGGCGGUGGCGCGGGCUGGCGCCGCCCAGAAGGGCGUGCCGCUGUACAAGCACAUUGCCGACCUGGCGGGCAACACCAAGCUCAUCCUGCCCUCCAAUGAGGAGGGCCUGGUGCUGAUCAGCGAGGCGCUGAAGGCGUCGGGCCACGAGGGCAAGGUCAAGAUCGCCAUGGACUGCGCCGCAUCCGAGUUCUACUGUGAGCAUGGGCGCAGCGUGACCCGGGGGCCGCGGCGGCGGCGGGUGGCAGGGUCGGGCGAGACCGAGGACUCCUUCAUCGCCGACCUGGCGGUGGGCCUGUGCACGGGCCAGAUCAAGACGGGCGCGCCGUGCCGCUCCGAGCGCCUGGCCAAGUACAACCAGCUGCUGCGCAUUGAGGAGGAGCUGGGCGCCGAUGCUGUGUAUGCCGGGGAGAACUACAGGCACUUCCCCAUCGCCUGA
Chlorella variabilis is the source of this 936-nucleotide messenger RNA. RefSeq lists its product as hypothetical. Gene Ontology annotation, biological process: glycolytic process. NCBI's taxonomy places the organism in Eukaryota, Viridiplantae, Chlorophyta, Trebouxiophyceae, Chlorellales, Chlorellaceae. The record is from RefSeq and is a predicted model, not a curated record. The transcript is spliced from 10 exons. Gene Ontology annotation, cellular component: phosphopyruvate hydratase complex. Gene Ontology annotation, molecular function: magnesium ion binding; phosphopyruvate hydratase activity. The coding region runs from base 1 to 936 and encodes 311 amino acids.